CCCCCCCCCCCCCCCCCCGAUGCACGGCUCGCCUCCCCGUGGAGCUUGCUACGCUCGGCCCCUGCCCCCCGGCGGCGGAGCUUCGUUCGCUCGGGCGGACGGGGCCUACACCGGUCAGGUGCGGCGCGGGGCGGCGGGCCCAGCCGGUGGCGGUGGAGGAGGCCACCGCGUCCAUGGCUCGGGACGGCCGCACCUCGCCCUUCCCCCACGGCGCUCAGUGUGGAUCGACGGUGGCGGUGCUUGGCGAGGCGCGGAGCGGUGGAGCGGAGCCGUGCGCGGCCGUGGUGUGGCGCCGAGGGCAGCGAGCUGCUGUGCGCGAAGGCGGCAGCGAGCGGCGGCGAGGGAGGCAGCGACGGGCGCGCAGGUGUUGGUGGUGGAGCGGCGGCCGCUCUUGCCACUGGGCUCGAUGCCUCCAAGGAGAAUGGCGUCGCUGCGCUCCUACGGCUCAAGGCCAUAAUGGAGGCCACGGAUGUUGGUGGUCCAGCUGAAAUUUUGGAUUUGGAUGGCUUGGAUUUGCACAUUAAGAACCGGCUGGUCGCGUUGUCAGGGCGCGUGCAGAAGGUCAAGGAUGGACUUGAGCACUUGCUGGACAAUGGUAUGGAUAUGUCUGAGAUAUAUCUGACAAGAAAACUUGCGUUCCAAGGAUUCACCGAGACAUUGAGCAGGGUGGAUUCAAAUAAGGAUGUAUCCACUGAUCACGACGAGAAGGAGGAAGAAGAUCGUGACGAUGAGACAGACACUAGACGAGAAAGUUUUUCCUAUGUUAAGCCUGAUAUUGAAGAGUUGGGAAAUGCUUGUUGAAGCCUACUUUGUGCAGAUUGAUGGCACGCUGAACAAAUUGAUGGCAAACGUGCUAACGCACCCUCUUUUAGGAGAUGAGUGAAAUGGAAGAGGAUAGAGGAAUGGUCGGCAACUUUGUGCUCCAGGCUUCCGGUUCAAUUCGUUUUAAAGUUGCCUGGAUGAGGAUUCUGAUUUGGAGCUCAGGAUUUAUGAUCUUUCUGACUCUAUCCAUCAUUAUGGGACAUUGGACGGCAUUAUAUUUUUAGCUCAAAGUGCUGCUGUAAAUUCACCAUAUGUGGUUGCACCAGACUUUGGGAGGGCCUGUACAAAGGUGACGAUAGACAUGUUAGGAACCCGAGAGAAAACUCAGCUUGUUCUUAUAUCUCAGGUAAGAAGUUGGAUUCUUGCUUUAGAUAAACGAGUAUCCGGACAUUACAAAACCGAAGAUCCUUUAGUUGUCAGUGUUGCCCUUUGAUUGACCCACCUAUCUUGGACCGAUAGAACCAAGGGUCUUGUAGCAAACCAAAUAUUUUUACGCACAAAUCCUAAUAUUCCAUUUUCUUCUAUCAAUUCCAAGAGUUUUUUUUCUUCUGCAUUCAAUUCUGUCCCUUUUAAAGUGCAUUCAUCAUUCAAUGCCCGCAAAAUGGCCGAGGUAUGCUUCAUGUGGUCAAAAUAGACUGAAGAUUUUAAUCUGUAGUAGACUAAGAAUAUCUUACAUGGCUGCCCAAAAAAAUCUGGAAACAUUCUUAAUGGUCUUUUUUCCCCUCCAUUCCUGGUUGCCAAUUCUUAUCUGCUGCACGGAAAGUACAUUGGAAGUUCCAUUUACACUACACUAAACCUAUAAUUUGAGAUCUGUUGGAAUUAACAAGCUGAAGUGGAACCUUCAAUUGGUAAGGACAUUCAUGCAGAGCAACUUUUCUGCACACGUUAUUUCAAGGACUUCACUGUGUAUUCGGAUUUUAAUUUGAUAAAAAGGUGUAUUAUGGGCAGAAAUGGCAAUGUAGCAUCCACAACACAUUAUCAAUGCAGCUUUGAAAGAUUUGGCACAUUUUAAUUCUGCUCAAAGAUCAGUAUGUCAGUCUUUUUACCGCUAUGUUAAUAUCCAGCAGACUGAUAUGGCGUCGGGGUCUAGGAGGAUAGCGUAGUGGAGAACGGAGGAAGAGGUGGGCUUGAGAAGUGGAACGGAGCAGGUACCGUGGCGGUGAGCUGUGAGGAUGAUUGACUUUGUGAGGAUGAUUCUAGGCAAAUAACUGAGGAUCGACUGUACAAAUUUUACUCCCAUGGAUUAUUUCAAGAUAUGCCUCUAGCUGAUUCUAAAGUGCAUUGUGUAAUGCCUUAAAACUCAUUGCAGAUUGUUCUUCUUCUUGAAUUUGGAGGUAGUCAUCGUGGCCUAAAACAAUUCGUACUAGUUAUGACCUUCACCCAUCGGAUGCAGCUACGAAGGUAGUAUUCUGAUUUGCAGGUUCUAUGGCCUAAAGAAUGGGGGCGUAUACAAGAUGCAAAAAAAAAAAAGGAUUUGAGGUUUAUAGCACCAGCACAGACCACAUCCACAUUGUAGAGAAUACAAGUCAGUUUUUCCAUAGUUCUGUUUUGUUAUAAUUUGCAGUAUACAAUUAACAUGUGUAGUAAUCUUGCUCGGAUAAGUGGCUUCUGUUGGCAAUGGAAUUUCUGAUUGAUUUGGCUAUACUAGCCGAUGUAAUUUUUCUUGAUCAAUGCUAUACUAGGCAUUUGGCUAGAGAGAUCGAUAUAUUUUCAGCACUCAUUGAACUGACAAGUUUGUACUAGCACUCUACUUCUUUCAGUAAUGCUAUACUAGCCAUUUGGCUUGAGAGAUCGAUAA
Molecule: messenger RNA, 2620 nt
Organism: Panicum virgatum (switchgrass)
Lineage: Eukaryota; Viridiplantae; Streptophyta; Magnoliopsida; Poales; Poaceae
Product: magnesium transporter MRS2-E-like
Exons: 6
Coding region: 457-801 (114 amino acids)
Biological process (GO): magnesium ion transport
Molecular function (GO): magnesium ion transmembrane transporter activity
Source: RefSeq, a predicted model, not a curated record